Molecule: messenger RNA, 1470 nt
Organism: Klebsormidium nitens
Lineage: Eukaryota; Viridiplantae; Streptophyta; Klebsormidiophyceae; Klebsormidiales; Klebsormidiaceae
Source: the annotation of a GenBank genome assembly
CUUGGACUUUCAAGUCUCACGUUCUCUUCUACGGUAAUAGAGACUCCACACACCAACACACUUCCACUGCCAGCACACUCUCACUCCGCAUUUCAAGUCGUCAGCUCUAAAACAGUAAGAGAAGCGCAGUCAGAACAAAUCCUGCGUCAGUAGGGACUUGAGGUGGUCACAGGCAGUUUUUACAGCAUCACCGCUUCUUCAGCUCAGCCCUGAGCUCAGCGACAGGGGCUCUGCAGCGAGCUCAAACUUUGCUUUAUCGCUGAAGCCGUCUGGAAAAGUUUCAUGCGGCAAAAUGAAGGUCCUUGUGCUUGGGGGCACCGGCUAUCUCGGGCAGUUCGUGGUUGACCACUUUCUGAAUGCGGGUGAUCCUGUGUUGUUCACCCAUACAAAAGAGGUGGCACCGGAGAUCACGCCGAAUGGCGCCAUGUGUUGGGGGGUACUGCCAGCAGCUCUACGUAUUGACCUGACAACGGAGGGGGGUCUAGGUCUCCUUGAGGAGAGGGCCUUGCAGAUGGGAUGUGGUCCAGACGUCGUCAUCAAUUGUGCGGCCAUCUCUCAACCGCGGGACUGCGAAAGCGACAGGGACCGGGCCUUUGCUGUUAAUGUACCCUCUAGGGUGACAACAUGGUUGACCCAGCGAGCGGCAGUUGAUGGCAGGAGGCCACCGCUGUUCAUACAUUUAUCCACCGAUCAAACGUACGAGGGGAAUAAGCCAUUUUGGCACGAGGACGACCCGACGAACCCGGUGAACACAUACGGCGAGUCCAAGGUGGCAGCUGAACGGCACUUACAAGAGAGCUACCCCAACCAUGCAAUCCUUAGAAGCAGCAUCAUCUACGGCCCACAACCACCCCUCAUGCCGGUUGGCCGGACCCUCCCUCUCGCAUGGAUGGACGGCGUAUUGUCGUCUGGCCAAGAAACCAGCUUUUUCGAAGAUGAGUUCCGGAAUCCGGUCUACGUGGGCGACGUCGUGGCAGCAAUUGCCAAGCUCGCGGAAAGUGCUGAACAAGACUACCCCUACCCGCACCGUGUAUUCAACCUAGGCGGGCCGGAACGGCUGUCCCGAGUAGACAUGGCGCUCGCGGUUGCUCGAGAGAGGGGCUACAGCGAACAGCUCGUGAAGCCAGUCCCUGCGGCGUCGGUGAGCCGAGGGGUUGUCAGCCCAGCGGACAUCUCGAUGAACGUCGAACGGAUACAACAGGAGCUUGGUAUCAGCCUGACCCCUUUUGUAACUGGCGUUCAAAAGUCCUUUUAACAGCAUUCAGCGGCAAGACUGAUGUGAAAAGUAGAUUUUUGCACGCAAUCGCCGUCUGACUUCCUAUUUGCCAACAUGAGUCGCUGUGGUUUCUUGAGCUUCUGUAAAGACUUGAUGAAACGGCUACGCUUGAUCCUUUGGCUGAUAACUAUACAUGGAUGGUCGUCGGAUUGCGAAAGUGUCUCCUGGAGACUGCGGUCCUUUGGCUCUUGCUG